Gordionus sp. m RMFG-2023 is the source of this 2345-nucleotide messenger RNA. RefSeq names its product WW domain-binding protein 11-like. The record is from RefSeq and is a predicted model, not a curated record. NCBI's taxonomy places the organism in Eukaryota, Metazoa, Nematomorpha, Gordioida, Chordodea, Parachordodidae. Bases 80 to 1999 code for a protein of 639 amino acids. The transcript has 16 exons. Gene Ontology annotation, biological process: RNA processing.
GAUACUCCAAAAAUCAAAAAAAAAAUAAUUCAAUGCCAAUCAUUUUAUUUUAGAUUAUUACUACCACCAAUUAUUAAAAAUGGGUAGAAGACCAUUGAAUACAACCAAGAGUGGGAAGUAUAUGAAUCCCACAGAUCAAGCCAGAAAAAUGGCAAGAAAAAAGGAGCUUAAAAAGAAUAAAAAACAAAGACAGUUAAUAAGGCUAGCUGUAUUAAAAAGUCAGGACCCUAAACAAAUAAUUUAUGAGAUGGAAGCCUUGGAUGAAAUGGAAUAUAAUACAGAAAAAACUCCAAUAUUUAGAGAGGCUGUUCUUCAGGAUAAGAGAAAGAAAUUAAACACAAUGUUUGCUAGAGUUGUGGCAUUAUAUGAAAAAGAUGAUCCAACAUAUUUUAAUGAAAUUAAGAGAAUAAAACGAGAAUAUGAUAUAAGAAGACAAGAAAAGAUUAAUUAUUAUGAAAGUGUUAAAAAUGCAAAAAAUGUUAACCUGGACAGUAUUCCAUUGCCUCAAAAUACAGAUUUACUACUAGGUGAUUCAUCUAUAAAUCCUUUGUUUUUCCAAAACAAUUAUAUGAUGACAAAUGCCUUAUUUAUGGCAGGUUCACCUUUUUUUAAUAAUAUUCCAUUGCCUGGAAUGUCUGGUUUAAUGACUAAUCAACAACAUCCCUUUAAUACUUUUAACAAUAGUCUAGAUGGUGUGAAAUUAAGUAUAGAAAAUCAACAUCCAUUAAAAGGGAUUCUUAAACAACCCUCAGAUUAUGGUGUGACAAAAGUUAUUCCUGGGCCACCAAUAUACAUGCCUCCACCACUGAGUCCAAUUAGAGAUGAUAAGAGGGAAGAUCGUAGAAACUUUGAACAGAAACAUAGAAAUAGGGAAAGGGCUAAAAGUUUUUCUAGAUCCAGAUCACACUCAAGGUCUAGUUCAGGGAGCUUAAGUAGGAAGAGAAGGAAUAGAGAGAAGGAAAAGGGAAGAAGAAAGAGGGAUAGGAGAUCACGCUCUCCAAGGAGUCAUAGUAGAUCUGACAGAUCUAGAAGUCCAAGCUCUGACGAUUCCGACAAGCAGAAUAACAAAAAUACGGUCAUAAGGGAUUCGGAUGAAGAGGAAUAUGAAGAGAUAAUAGCUGAAGAUAAAUCAUAUGAACCUGAAGUUAUGGAUAGCAAGGGGAAAAAGAUGAUUAGGUUUAUAGAUGGGUCAGCAGACCGUAAUGGAGAUGAAGAAAAGGAUUCUAGGUCAAAAUAUAAAAUGAUAGCAAAAAAUAUGAUAAACAAUACACCUCCCUCUAAAAACGAAAAUCCUAUGUAUAACAUAACAAAUAAUCCAAUGGCAUACAACAUGUAUUCUCAAAUGAAUUUCCCGCCAUACAUACCUAAUAUAAUGAUACCUCCUUCGAUGAUGCAAAUGUCUAAUCCUUACAGACCUCCCAUUAACGAGCCUUUAGCUGCUCCUCCCCCUCCGCCAUCCCUUAGUACGGGUGUUUAUCUGCCAGACGAUGACGUUCCACCAUUACCCCCUAUGCCCAAAGGGCUUGCAAACUUGACCGCUUCCAUAGGUUCGGCCCAGAUAGUUGGACUACCCAAGAUAUCCAUGGACCACAAAGGUUCAAAUUUCGGAAACGUUAAUAACGAAAAAGGUGUUAAAAGCAUUGGGGAAAGAAGUACCGCAGAUGGGGUUUCCGCAAAGAAUACAGAAGCCAUCGUUAUAGAGGCCAAACCCCAACUCCGGAGUUUAACAGAAGAAUCGUUAAAAUUUUUGCCGACAUCCUUGCGGAUUAAAAGAAACACUUCUACCAAAUCCCAAAAUAUGAACAAAAAUCAAUCUGCAAAUGCAUUAGGCGCCAAAUCCGCAUCUCGCUUGAAAUCCAAUGAAAGGAACCAAUUUUUAGAAAUGGUCAACGUCCAUUAUAAGAGUGAUAAUAGCAAUAUGACGGCUGCCAUGAUGAAUUUACAAAGCAAAGAUGAUGCCUACAGCGCUUUUAUGAAGGAAAUGGAAGAUUUAAUAUAAAUUAAACGAAUCAAUGUCAUAGUUUUUUAUUUUACAUUAUUUAUCUUUGGUCUGACUUAUUUUGUAUAUUUAUAACAUUACUAAAUCUUCUGUUAAAUAAAAUGAGUCAUUUAAUGUUAAUUUUAUUGAUAAGGUAAAAUUAUUUAGAUAUUUAAAAUGAUAUUAUAUUUGUUGUAAUAUGUAAAUUAGUUAAAUUUGUACUUUAUAUUUAAUUUGCAUAAAGAAUUAUUUUGGAUUUAUUAUUAUAACGCGUGAUAAAAAUAUUAUAUUUGAAUAGUUAUGAAUAUUAGUGAUAAAGAAGAUUGAAAAAAGUAUAAAAAGGCCAAUUUUUACCAUACAGAAAUAU